This is a messenger RNA of Colletes gigas, 2283 nucleotides long. RefSeq names its product glutamine-rich protein 2-like. The coding region runs from base 1 to 2283 and encodes 760 amino acids. The transcript is spliced from 12 exons. The record is from RefSeq and is a predicted model, not a curated record. NCBI's taxonomy places the organism in Eukaryota, Metazoa, Arthropoda, Insecta, Hymenoptera, Colletidae.
AUGGUAAGCUCUCUGAAAGUUGGUCCGACCCUUCAUCUCCACGAGUAUAGCGUAAUCGAUGCUUCUGGCAAUGUAAAGGAAAAUGUUCGUAGCGCCGACCCUUUAAACGUGAAAGUCGACGUAGUGGCAAGUGACGCAGAACCAGAGUCUGAAGACACUAUGAAGACGAAAGGUACGCGACAGGAAAUUGGUCCUGGAACAGAGGGUAAAAGCGAAACCAUAAUCUACGUAGAACCGAUCGUGGAUGGGGCUGCUCCUACAGCACUGGGAUUCAAACGACUCGAAAAGACCGUAAACGAGCUUCAGCAGCGCUUUCAAGCACUGGAAGAGUUACCGACGAACCCAGAGCUUAUCGAACGACUGAAGGGUAAAUUCACUGAUCCCCUAACCGACGUAUGGCAGAUUAUCAAUAUUACAAAACGAUUGGACGCCAGUGAGCAAGGUAUUGAUAAGUUGACAACGAUGGUGCAAGACGUGCUGAAAGGCGAUCAAAUCGAAACUAUGGAGGAGCCAUCGCAGAUCGAAGAGAGGCUAAUGAAUAUAGAAGAUAAUCUCAACAGUUUGGACCAGGCCAUGAAGAAUUUGCAAAUAAUCGUUCACAUGAGCGAGGAAGAGGGAACAGAAAUUGUUCGCGAGACAACAGCGGACAAAGAGGAGACGCAGAUGUCGACACAACGAGUCUCUUUGAGCCAGAUUCUGGGUGGAGUAGACAUUAAACAAAUGAAAGAAGAAGUGCAGGGCUUGCAGCAGGACGUUUCUACGAUACGCGACGACUUGAACAGUAUCAAAGAGAAAAUUUCCAACAAGCGCGCGGAGAAGGCGAAAGAAGAAGCUCAAAGUCCGAAAACAGCGGAUAAAAAAGAUACGCAAACCGAGGAAACAACGCAGGUGAAAACAUCAGCGAAACCUGAAGAGCCGACGGGAAAGCAGACGACAGCCAUGGAACUCGAAGAAACGAUGGACUCGAAUACGUUGAAAUCUAUAAACGAACGCAUAUUAAAGUUGGAGAAGGACCUGGUGUGUUUGACCGAGAAAGUUGACAGCGCGCCGAUGGCAGGCACUACUGGCAGCGCCGAGCUGGACGAAUUGGUCUCGACGAUCCAUGGAAUCCAGACUGAAAUGGAGAAACUGAAUCAAACUGCGGAUCGUUUGAUCGACGAUCGCGAAAAUCGCGAAGUGCAUCUCAACGCUCUGUUGGAACAAGUAGAGCUUCUGAAGACGAUAAAGGCGGACAGGGAAGAUCUCGAGGACGCGCUUGCCGACAAAGCAGACGCUCAGGCGAUAAACCGGAAGGUGUCUUACGACCAGUUCGACGCUGCAUGCGACGAUCUUGCACAAGGCUUGGAGGAGGCCAUUGGCAAGUUGGGAAAACAAGAAUCGAUUUGGCAGCAAACGCUGGACGAGGUGCAGAAGGAGAUCGAAGGGAAAGUGGAUAAGAUAGAAAUGACACCGUUGAAAGACUUCGUCAGCAAUCGAUUCAAGACGUUGCAGGAUAAGCUGAAGAGCGUGGCUGAAAUGAGACAGGAAUCCGAGGCUGCUGGUUCUAAAAAGAUGCUCAGGGACGUCCAGUGCAUAUCUUGCGACAAGAACGUCGUCAUGAAAAUGGAGGAUACCAAUAAAAUGAAAAUGGAACCGUUGCCUUGUACGUUGAGUAUGAAGCCGUACCUGACCUACGAAUUGGAUCAAAUUAGGAAGCAACAGAAGAGAUUGCCUCACAGCAGAAAUAUGAUUCAAUUCGAGGCAGUGUUGCAGGAGGAGGCGAAGAAACAAAAGAGCGCUAGGGCUGAAUCGCUCGUAAAAACUCCUAGGGAUCAUCUGGUCAAUCGAUAUUGCGGCGGAAGUCACACGGUUACGACUCCUCAUCAGAGAGUGACGCGAGUGGGUCACUUCCUCACUCAAUGGGGACCGGAAAUAGUGCAGUUGACGGAAGGAAUGGUGAGAGGAACGGAUGGAAAGAUGUAUAGAAGCCGACCAAUGCCGGACAAAUUCGAUGUCUGCGGACCUGCAUAUUGCGAAGAUCACGGCGACGAGGCUAAACCUACGAAGCGACAACCGGUUUCCCCACAGCCGCGAAAGAGUUCUGAGAGACAAGCCUUGAUUAGUUCAAGAAGAAGAAGCUCAAAGAGAGUGUCUAAAGAACUAAGUAAAGGAUCAGCGAGAAUAGAGGAGCUUGCAGUAGAAUCUGAAACAGAGAAACCCGAUGAAUUACCACACAAUGUAGACUCGCAUAUGGACGAAGUCAUUCAUUACGACGACGAAGAGGAAAUGGAGGAUCACGAUUAA